Rhagoletis zephyria (snowberry fruit fly) is the source of this 1170-nucleotide messenger RNA. RefSeq lists its product as uncharacterized. Gene Ontology annotation, biological process: triglyceride biosynthetic process. Gene Ontology annotation, molecular function: diacylglycerol O-acyltransferase activity. The record is from RefSeq and is a predicted model, not a curated record. NCBI's taxonomy places the organism in Eukaryota, Metazoa, Arthropoda, Insecta, Diptera, Tephritidae. Gene Ontology annotation, cellular component: endoplasmic reticulum membrane.
AUGCUUUUGAGCAUUAUCUGCAUGGUCGAUUCCAGUGCCGGUGCCGAUGUUGCUGUCGCCAACAACGCGUGCACCACCGCUCCUCCUCGUUCUCCACACCUCCUCCUGCAUGAGCUCCAGCCAACUGAUUGCCAUACUGGGAGACACACGCCGUUUACGGAUUCAUUUGCUCCGCGCGUUCAAUUCAGUUGCUUUCAAAGCGUCGUCGAUAGCAGUUCGUUCAUUCGUUCGUUCAAUCGCACUCGUCCGUUGACUGGUUUAAUAGCACCAUACACAGUUUAUUGCUUUGCCGCCCCACUCUGACUUCGCACUUGGAUAAGUCUCCUCCACUGGUGUGUCGUUUGGUUGGUUCUUUGUGUGCGCGUGCGGUUUGGUUUACGGGCAGCUGGAAUUUUUGUGAUCGCAGACAAAACGUUUUUCCAAAUAGUGAAUUUAAAAAGAAAGAAACCACUCUCAAGGAAAAUAGUCCACGCACCAACGGCCCAGCUAAAGCAGCCACAGCAUGCCGCACCUUGAACAAAAUGGCGGCAUUGGCAUUAUAAAAAAGCUGCGACGUUCUGCAUCCGCCACAGAUUACAAUGUCAGCGCAUUACGCAAACGGGGAUCCAGCUCAGCGUUACUGGAUCAAAAUGGUGUACCCAUAGAUUUGAAUAAAUAUGGCAAAGUUUUAGACAAAGACGAUAAUGGCAAUGGUGAAAAGAAGCAGAGAUAUCGACGUACGCAAAGUGUGACACGCGCCGAGGAGAUACAAAGUAAAGAGCAAAGGCAACGAAAUGAACAGCCAGAUAAACCUUGCCACCGCCCGCGUGACUCACUGUUUUCAUGGAGUUCGGGUUUUAGUAAUUUCACCGGUCUUGUCAAUUGGGGUUUCCUGCUACUCACCAUUGGGGGAUUUCGACUGUGUUUAGAAAACCUUUUGAAAUAUGGCAUUAGAAUAAAUCCGCUGGAUUGGUAUUACGUUUUAAGUGGCAAGAGUGAAGGACAGGAAGGGCAUGCGUCACUUUUGUUGAUUUUAUACUCCCUUGUGCACAUCUCCAUUUGUCUGAUGGUGGAAAAGGGUCUAGCCAUGGUGAGUAAGCAAUUUUCUGUGUUGACGCAAUAAGUAUUACAUAUAUAUUAUUCAAUCUCAUGUCGGGUAAAGUUUAAUGAGAUAAGGGAUUGAACUUGAAU